CCUUGAUAAGGACUACGGUUUUCACAUACUUUAUUAAUUUCGCUUGUUUUAUUUUAGUUUAGCUGUGGUUAAGUUAGCUAUGUUGUUGGAUAAGCGUUUAAUUUGUCCUGUACGGAUAAAAAAUACCGAUGGAGCGAGCCAGAUUUCGAUAAAGUAAAACAUUUUUGUUACAUUUUAUUCUAUCACGAAAGUAAACCAAACUUUUUUGAACCUUUCACCUGUUUGCUUUCACACCACCGUGCGUUAGUUUGUUUAAAAUGGCAACAUUAAAUGCUCCGGUGUCUCACCAUACGUAUCAAAGUUCACGUGAGAAGAUGUCAUUGGAAUUCAAAACAAAAGUGAUGGCACCCCGAAAUCCCAAGCUUGUUAAAAGGGAGGCAAACAAUGUAAAGCUGGUUCCAUCUGUAUUUGCUCAAGUAAUGUCCCAGACUACAGAAGAGAGAUUAGCAAACACUUUUGAGAUGUAUCCGCCCCGCAUUUUGGAGGUCUUUGACAUGACUGAGACUACAUAUCACAAGUUUUCUUCAUUAGAUUUGGAUCAGGCCGUGUUCCAGCCAUACCCGUCUGAGAUUGUGUUUCAGAACUAUACACCAUUUGAGACAUACAAGGUGCCUUUAGAGCUGCGAAACAGUGACAAGGUUCCACGACUGGUAAAGGUCAUUGAAGAAGACUCACUUUAUUUUAAAGUUCUCCACCCACUAGAUGUUAGUAAGAAAGUGGCCCCUGGCAUGGCAUCUACAUUCACCAUCUUAUUCACUCCACAAGAGAGCAAGGAUUACAUCCACAGACUCAUCUGCGUAACUGAACGUGAAAGGUUUGAGGUGCCAAUUCGAGCAAUUGGACCUCGUGCCAUUUUGGAUUUCCCGGAUAGUCUGCACUUCCCAAUCUGUCCGGUAAAGUGCUUGUCCCAGAAAACGUUGUUUGUGCGGAAUAUAGGAACAUGUGAGGCUAAAUUUCAACUUCGCACAUGCAGCUCAUUUUCUGUUGAGCCUUCAGUCGGCACACUUGAUGUGGGUCAAAGCAUGCAAGUUACUGUUCAGUUCUUGCCUAAAACCACAGGGGACCACAGCCAGGAUUUGCUGCUGCACUACCAUUCAGGAGAGGACAUCCAAAUCAGCCUAUAUGGAGAGUCAACGGAUAUAAAUGUAGGAUUGGACCGAAACUCUGUUGUAGUGGAGAACACCUACAUUACCUUGGCUAACUACCAGACAGUGGCAAUAAUAAACAAGAGUGAUUCCAUUGUGCAUUACCAGUGGAAGAACUUUGCCACGGAGGAUGAGGAAGAACAAGACAAAUUAAGGCUUUCUUCAGAGCUUAACCCAAAAAAGUACAAUGAGAUGGAACAGUUUCUGACAGAAUGCGCUGAUCCCUCUCUGCAGGCUUGUCUUUCGCUCUUUUCUCAGAGCCUCCAGGAGCGUUUGGUGCAGACCCAGCAGCAGCUUUCGGCUUUAGAUGGCCAGCACAUCGUCAUGAGGCCCCUGGAAGGAGAAAUCUGGCCCAACACCACUGCAGAGGUGACCAUCAUCUUCAGACCCCAGGAAGCCAAAAUCUACCAGCAGACUAUAUACUGUGAAAUCACUGGUCGGGAAUCUCGGCUGCCACUCCUUAUACAGGGAGAGGGUAUAGGUCCAAAACUGCAGUUCAGCUUUAACUUGCUAGACAUGGGAAACAUUGUAAUUGGCUCCAAACAGAGCUAUAAGCUGCUUUUAAACAACAAGGGGCUGAUAAAGGGAGCAUACAGAUUAAUACAGCCUUGUACUGUGUUGGGUCUUUGCUUUUCCUUCAAUCCCUCUGAGGGUGUGAUCCCACCCGGGGCCUGCCAGACACUGGAGGUCAACUUUUCCUCUGACAAACUUGGACUUUUUUUCGAGGAGUUACAAUUCAGUGUGGAAGGUAACCCUGAGCCAGUCACCGUCACCUUCAGGGGGUGCUUAAUUGGGCCUACGUUCCACUUCAAUGUUCCAGAACUCAACUUUGGGGAAGUGUCCUUUGGCUUUCCACAAACGCUGACAUGUUGCCUUAGCAACACUUCAAUGGUGCCCAUGAGCUUUGGGCUACGGAUCCCUGGAGACGGCACAGGACAGCGCAGUACUACCAGCGUGGAUCAGGUCGCUCAUCUGGACAGAAGUGAAUGGGCACCGGGGGACAAAACGGAAAGGAAGCCAAAAGAAUUUACCUUAUCAUUCACCACAGGAACUGUUCGUUCUCUGGGUGAGAUUGACAUCCAGUUAACCUUAUGCUCCAACACUGUGCAAGACUACAAUCUAGCUUUAGUGCUGGAUGUUCAGGGUGUCGGGGAGGAGGUUUUGGCUCUCCCAAUCAAAGCCAGAUGUACUGUGCCCGAUGUGAUCCUUGAGAACCCGGAUCUUCAGUUCCAGCAUGUUUUCUUGGGUCAUCCCUAUGAGCAAUCAGUUAAACUUAUCAACAAUACUGACCUCCCUGCAUGUUAUGGACUUCUGCCACAGCCGCAUGAGGAGAAUCCCCAUCUUCUUUAUUCCAGUGCCCAUCCGCGAGGGGUCAUUCAGCCCCACAGUACCGAGCAGAUUCCAUUAGUUCUUCAGGCCAAGAGAGUGGGCACCAUGCAGCAAGCAGCUCACAUCGCAAUACUAGGUCAUCAAGAUCCACCACUGGAGCUUCUGCUGUCCUGUGUUGGCCAGGGUCCUUUGGUCUCCAUCAGUGCUGCCAAGUUGAACUUUGGCUGCAUUCCGGUACUGACUGAUGUCCUUAAAACUUUACAGCUGUCAAACAACUCUCCAAUCCCAGCCAGAUUUCUUGCUCAAAUGGUAAAGAACAAGUCUCAUUGGCGUGUGGAGCCCAGUGAAGGAGAAGUUGCUCCGGAGGGGAGUAUAGAAUUAAAGCUGAUAGCUCAUCUUAAUGACACAGUAGCCUUCCAGGAUGAACUGUUGCUGGAAAUCCAGGACAGCCAGACAUAUAAAAUUCCUGUUUCUGCCAAAGGAAAAGGCACAACGAUAGUCACUGACCGGCCAUUUGCCCCUUGCCUCGAUUUGGGAACCCACUUUAGUUCUGGACCAUGUCAGUUUCCAUUUAGAAUCACUAACCGUGGACGACGCACUCACCAAUUAUUAUGGACCACAGAGGGAUUUACACAGGCUCACAGUAAAAGCCCUCGCCUGUCGUCGAACAAGUCCAGGAACGUGAAAGCCAAGAGUCUGCAGUCCUCAUUUCAAGAAGCCCCAGUCUUCAUCCUGUCACCUGCACGUUUAACACUUGCCCCAGGGCAAUCUGUAGACAUGUUGCUCCAGGGCUCCACGGACAUCCCCAAGGUGGUUACCGAGAAGCUGCUUUGCCAUGCUGUUGUGGGGCGGCAGUACGUGAGAGAGGUCAUCAUGACUGUGGAUGUCACAUGCCAGUUUGUCUCCCCAGCUGUAGACAUCUCAUCUCAUCAAAUAAACUUCUAUGUGGAAAAGGCUCCAGAUGUGCCUCUGGUUCCUCUAUAUCAGAGACUGGUUUUAAAGAGUGUGUCCUCCCUGAACCUCUCUAUGAAACUGACCCUGCAUGAGCCCUUCGCCCUGUGUGAAUAUGAGGGGGAUGAGCUGUUUGCAACCUCAAAGAGUCUGGUGUUGGCUGUGGGAGCUGAAAAAGAACUGUGGGUCUGUUUCAACCCCAUGUAUCAACAGGACUGCUUCAGCCGUGUGGUUGAAGAUGAGCUAGAACUCUGUUACCACAGCCACCCACAGCGGGACAGGGUGGCAUUACGGGGUGAGGUGCACUUCCCCAAUCUUCAGUUUUCCAGCACGACCCUUGACUUUGGCUGCAUUCUUAACAACACAAAAUCCCGCCGCAAACUCACUAUGACCAACUGCAGUCCACUUUGCGUUUCUUACCGUUGGGCCUUUCUGGUGGACCGACAACAAUGCCAUAUUGGGUUUUUUGAUGUGGAGAGCCGAGGGAUCGAAGCGUACACCGCGGGGAAAGGAGAAGAGAGCGAGGAGGUGCGGAGGGAGCUGUUAAAGACGAAAGAAGCUGACGCCAAGACGGACCCAAACAGAAAACCUGACGUUAUUAAACCUCACGUGGAAGAGGACGGAUUGCAAUGCGGUGUCUCUACGUCCAAUGGACAGGAGACGAAUAGUACUAACUUGAGACAAAGGUCAGCGACAGACUUGAGAACCAUCCCCAUUAAUCUAACAGCCAAGGGCCAUCCACAUGUGGGUGUGAAGGAGGUCUUCGAUAUCUCAUCACUGUAUGGAGAACUGCAGCCUGGUGACACCAAACUGGUGACCUUCUCAUUUCUUGGCCAUGCUAAUAUCAGCACUCAUGUGUUGGCAUUGUGUGAGGUGGAGGGGGGGCCCACCUAUGAGAUCACACUGAAGGGUCAAGCCUCAUUUGUGUCAUAUACACUAGACAAGAAUGACAUUGACUUCGGCUUGCUGUUGUUUGACCAUGUGGCAGAGGCAGAGAUCACUUUGAAGAACACAGGGGCAGUUUGCUUUGAUUUCUCCACUUUACCUGAUGAACAAGAGCUCUCUGUUGACCAGCCCUUACCUGGUCAACCGCUCAUUAUCCCGAGCAAGGGCCACCUAGAGCCAUAUGCAGAAAUAAGACUCAGUGUUUGCUACCUACCAGGGAUCCCGGAGGUUUUUCACAAGACUUUUCAGUUGCAAGUGGCCUUCUUUGAGACAGAGAGCAUAACUGUAAGAGGAGAGGGCAUUUUCCCUAGAGUGUGUCUGGACCUGCCUACAGAUCUGAAUGAAGAGAUAUACGGCUCCUUAUUAAUGGAGGCAAAAAAAUUGGUGGAGAGUGAGAAAUUGAGAGAUGGGGUACUGAGCAGGUCUGCCACAGAGGAGAUGCCACCCGAAGAUGACUAUAUUCCCACUUACGAUGCCCUGCUCCAGAUGGAGCUAGAGCGGCUCCUUGUGAAGGAACAUGCCAUAGCUGUACAGACCCAGCAGCAGGUCAGUGAUCAAAGAGGAACAGCAGGAUCCACAAACAAAAAGCUCAGCAAAGUAAGUUUGCCUGAGUAUGUACUGGACUUUGGUUACGUCAUUGUUGGCAGUGUUGCGACCCACAUCGUCAAAAUAACCAACACUUGUCCGUUAGCUGUGUCUUUUAGAGCUGACAGGAGUUUGCUGACAGGCACAGGAUUUAGUACAGAAUUGGACCGGGUUCAGAAUUUGCCCUUCUGUGAGACAGAGACGUUUGAAGUCAAGUUUGAUGCCUGUGGUGCUAAUAUGGACUUGGGAAAGAUCAAUGCAGUUUUGCCCAUACAGAUGGUUAAAGGGCCCCAGGUGCAGGUGCGUUUAUGUGCGGAGGUCACCCUGCCCUCCCUCACGGUGUCUUCAGACACAAUAGAGUUCGACACCAUUCAGUGUGGCUUUUGUCAGGUUGCCACAGUCCAGCUGUAUAACCAUGGACCAGUCCCAUGUGAGUGGAGUAUUAGGCAAGAGGAACGUCCAAAAAAGAUUGACAAGCAUAUCCCACUAUACCUUAGACGGCAGGCUCAGCUAAAACAGCGGCCUUCUCCAGUUAUCUUUGAAAUAUUGCCAUCUGACGGCUUGCUCUAUCCUGGUGACAGAAGCAAUGUGCAGGUCAAGUUCAGCCCAGCAGAGGGGAGGGUGUACAGUCAAAGGCUGGUGAUAUCACUGGCUCAGAGCACCCAGAAGAUCUCACUUUUGGCCCAAGGUCAAGGAGAAGAACCUCAGCUGGAGUUUUCUUCUUCAGAGUUAGUGCUGGGGCCCAUUCUUCCUUAUAGUGAAGAGAAAGUGGCAGAUGUGAUUAUCCGCAACCCUUGUUCCUUUCCUAUUGAGUUUUACUCUCUGGAUUUUGACAAGCAGUACCUAGAGGAAGAAGAGAUCUUGCGGAUGAUGAAAGGAUACAAUGCUCAUAAUGUGUUACUUUUGCCACCGCGUGCUCCCGGCGAUACUCUGCCACAGGAACUGUUGAAUUUCUACAAAGAGUACUGCUCACAAGAAGACAAGCAGGAAUCUGGGGAGGGUUUUCCAGAUAAAGACACUGGGGACACAGCUGCACCAUUUGAGCGUGAAACACUCAAUAGUAAAGACCUGAGUAAAGAUGACAGCAAUGCUGGCGCUACAGUGGGAGAUCUGGAAUAUGACCCUGUUUCUAGAGCCAUAGCUCGUCACAUGGGCAUUGAUCUUUCACCAGAGGGAAAGGCUGCCCAAAAGCGCCAGGGCAUUGCCAUCAUUGUGCAUGGCGCUCCUUUAUCAGGUAAAACGAAGAUAGCAGUUACUCUGGCCAAGCACUAUGGGGCAGCGUGUCUCAAUUUAGACGAGGUGGUGCAGGAAUCUGCAUCUUCGGGGAACACCUUAGCAGGCCUGAGGGUGAGAGAACUGUGUGACCAGGUUGCUGUAAAGGAGGCUGAGGUGGAUACGAUGGCCAUAUCCCAUCAGGGUCCUGCUGUUCUCAGUGUCGAGGCAGUAGCCAAACACACAGCAGAGGGCAGCCAAAUAAGUGAACCUAUAGUCCACCCGUCAUCUGCUUCAACCCGCAACAAAACAACCAUCACAGGGAAAACCGGCAGUUCUGUUGCAGUUAAUCUUGUUUGUGUGAUGCAGUCUGGACAGACAUACAGGCGUCUGAGCAUGAGUGCCAGUCAAAAAGCUGGGGAGCUGAGCGAUGGCGUCCUGCAUGAUGAUCUGCUGGUCGAUAUCCUAUCAGACAGACUGCAGCUUAGCGACUGUCAUCGUGGUGUUGUAUUUGACGGGCUGGAGACACAGUAUUGCAACUCACAAAAUAACACACUUCAGAUUAUUCUGAAAGCCCUCAAUAACCACCGCCAUAUUUAUGUUAUCAACCUCUUUAACAGCUACAGUGUCUUCAAGCGCAGGGAAGAGAUUGACCAAGAAAAGAGAAGAAAACAGGAGCUUGAGAACUUAAGAAAAGAAGAGGAGACGCCUACUGAGGACACAAAUACCAAACCAGAACCUCUACCAAUAAUAGAGGACAAUGUAGAACAAGAGCUGUCCAGUGAUAGUGACAGACAGCUGGAAGCCCGAUUUCAGCUGUAUGAGGAUAGCCAGCCCCAACUCCAAAACAUUCUUCAGUUCUGGGACCGAACCCAAGGUCUCCUACUGCAACCAGAGGUCCAAGAGAUUGAGGAGACCACUGAAUGUCCUGCCCCGACUGGCAAGAAGAACAAGAAGGAACGAGAGAAGGAGAAAAUAGAGAAAGAGAAGCUUAAGGGAGACACCGUAGAUAUUAAGUCUUCACUUCCUAAUCAGGCCCAUGUGCCAGCUGAUGGUACAGAGGGCGCUGACAACAUGGUGGUGCCAGUUCCUAUACCUCACAUCUGGCUGUCCAUCAAACCCAACGAACACCUGAGUGGAUUCGAGUUUAUCAGUAGCAUGAAACUACCCGUCCUUGAGGAGAUCUUGGAUGAAUUAGGAAUAGGACCCAGAGGCCCACCCAUUCCUCCACCUGUAAUAUUCUCCAUUGUCCAGUACCCUAAGAAGCGAUCAGCGCCAAGCAUUCAGCAGUCUAGCAGCUGUUUAACCAUAACAAUUCCGCCAGCAGCUGAUCAACUGGGUGAGCAGAAGAAAGAUGCAGAUCUGGAAUCAGAAACUAAAGAUCUAGUCACAUCUGUUCAGGAGGCCAUGGUGGUUGGUGAUACAGAUCAAAGGCUUACUCAGUUUCGCUGGAUUGUACCACCAAAUGGAGCGGUUACUUUCAGGAUCAGAUUUCAACCCUCUUCUCUUGGAGAAUUUGAACAGACUUAUAGCUUCGAGUUGAUGCGGAGCAAGAGAUGUUAUCAGCUGUAUUGCAGAGGAAUUUGUGCUUGCCCAACUAUAAACAGAGACCGUCAGGUGGUGUUUGCACACUGCAAAAAGACCCUGCGGCCUGAGAGUGGGCUACAGAAGACUUAUGUUAUCAAGUCGGAUGUGUACGAGUUUGGACCCUUGCUGUGUGGAAAAACCAGAGAAAGCUAUAAAGAAGGAAAAUUUCCUGAGAACAUGGAGAAGUUUAUAAUCCACAACAAUUCCAUAAUGAAGGCUGAGAUCCAGUUUUACUUCCAACAUGACACCAAUGCCACUACUUUCCUUCUUGACCCAUCACAAAUGACCCUUGAACCCAAUGAGAAAAAAAAACUGACGGUGUGGGCGUAUCCCAAUACUCCUAAUCUAGUAGAGGACAGUGUGGUGUGUAGCAUCAAGGGGAACCCAGAGCUGGCCGUCUUUUGCCUUUCUUGCAUAGGAGUCAGACCAGAACUGGACCUGGUUCCCAAGCUGCUUCAAUUCGACAAAGUUCCACCAUACAGAAAGGAAACCCGGAACCUGACCCUGCGCAAUAAGACUCUUCUGCCGGCUGCCUGGAAGCUGUGGGAGCUGGAGCACCUCGGAGAUGAAUUCAGUGUGUCGCAGAACCAAGGGAUCAUCAUGCCUCUCUCUGAGUUUCCCUUGCACAUGAAUUUCAUGGCCAGAGUCCCAGUGAAACUGAAGAGAAGUAUUUCUUUGAAGGUGUCAGAUGUGGACAACAUUCUUGGCAUUGUUCAAAAUUCAGAGAUUCAGAUCUCUGCAGAGGUCUAUGACAUUGCGGUGGACAUAAUUCUUCCGGAAGGUUCCGAUGGUUUAUUAGAUUUCGGAACGAUCAAAGUAUUAGAAGAGGUGAAGCGGACUAUUAAGUUAGAAAAUAAAGGCAAAUAUGACAUAGCCUUCAAGUUUGCACUGGAGCCCACUGACCCAGGAAUGCCAGAUUUGAACUCUUUAUUCUCCAUCACACCUCAAAACGGUUGCCUACGCCCCAACAACAAGCUCACUAAUAUUCAGAUUGUUUUUCAGCACCAUAAAGAAGUGUCCAUCAGAGAUAACCCAAUCCUUUGCUGUCAGGUUAUUGAACCCAGUCUGGAUGGUGGUGAGACCAUUAACGCAAUACCAAUCAAAGUGUCAGUUCAAUCGGUCUUCUCUAAAUACAGCAUCACUCCUUCCAACCAAAUCAAUUUUGGCCCACUGGUGUUUGGUUCUCGCAAGAGACAGAUUCUUACUGUGCAGAAUAAUGGCAACUUUGAGUUUCAUUUCAACAUCAGAGUGUGCAAAAUUCCUUUAGUUCCAGCACAGAGAAGAGGCCUGGGAAAUAGGCAGGCUUCAAAAGACACUUUACUGAACGAGGUUGGCACGUCCACACUGUUACUAUCAGUGGGUGUUUUCUCAUUGUCUCCAUGCGUUGGCAUUCUGGCACCUGGAGCUCAACAACAAGUGACUGUGGAUUGCAAGGCAGAUCAUGUAGGUAGCUGGGAGGAAAGUCUGGCUAUAGUCAUUUCUGACAGAGACCCCUCUGACAAACCAGACGGGAUUCCAUACAAGCUUGUGGCAGAAGUUUGCAUGCCAGGUUUCCAAGCCCCUGGCAUUAAGUCGAAAGCUUUGGUGUUCGAUGUUAUGGGUGAGGGCAACUUGCCCUGCAUCACUGUUCUGAGGCCUGUUCAGAGGACAAAUCAAGGUCAGCCAUUGGUUCAGUUUAAGCGCUUGUUGGUGGGCCGAGGCCAGACUCUUCCAUUGGUGAUGAAGAACAAUGGAAAUGUUCCUGCACAUGUUAGCAUUAUUUUGCAACAUCACCUGGAUGUUUUUACUCUGAAAGCUGCUACUGGCACUGUAUGCAAACUUGCCUCAUCGCACAUGGAACGGGAACCUGGAAAAGAAACAGAGAUCGCUCAUGUAGCCUCUCUGACCCUCAUGGCUGGGCAACAAGCAGAAUUCCAAAUUGGGUUUCAUCCAAAGGUAGCUCAGAAGUUUGAGACCAGCAUAAAGGUAAUGGUGCAAGAUAACCAGUAUGAUCAGACAAUGGUGCAACUUGUGGGUGAGGGUUACCAUGACAUCAUCAUCCUGGAAAACAUUGGCGGUAAAGUUCAGCAGGAGAGCACUGAAAGUUCAUCUGAUCUUCUGCAUUUUGGGGACUGUCACGUGGGCCGAGCUUAUCAAGAAACCUUUACCAUGACGAACCCGAGCAAAUCCAAAGUGCUACGCUUUGAGUGGGUCCCCAGUGCACCACAGUUAAGCUUUUCCCCACAGGUCGGUCACCUGCAUGCUGGGUGCUCCAAAGCUGUGACUGUGACCUUCUGCUCAGAGCAGCCCACUGUUCUGAACGCGCAAGCUAUUACCUGUAAACUCAACACCAUCACCUUUCAGCAGCCUGUAGACCAGGUGCCAGACUGGGACGAUUGUCACAAGACAGUUAAAUGGGUGGAUGUAGACAACAAGUCCUCAGAGCGGCCCACUAAACAGAAGGUUGUAGUGGCAGAUCCUGAGCCUCUUCCCUCUGUAGUGGAGGACUCCUCAAGAGAGGUGGAGCUAAUAGUCAGUUCUACAUGUGAUUACGUCCAGUACCAAUGUGACACUGGACCCAUCCGCUUCAAAGACACAAUGCUUUACCAGACUAGAGUCUUUAAGCUUCAGAUGGAAAACAAUGGCAGUGUUAAUCUGGAGUACUCCUGGAAGGUUCUGAUGGAGACGUAUGGAAAGACUGCAUGCUUUGAACAUGAAGGUCGAACGUCUCGUUUAGCUCAAGGCACCAGGACACCUUUGAGACCAGCAAGCUCUUUGCAGAGUCUGUCUUCUCUAUUGCUAGGAGACCCAGAGCUCCCUCCCUUCAGUGUUGAACCUGGUGUAGGAUCUAUCAGCCCAGGAGUGAGUCAGACCUUCCAGAUCCGGUUCUCCCCUCUGGAAGUGGCUGAGUUUGAGGCCAGUUUAAUCUGCAGUAUCCCAAAUCUAAAGGGCGAACAGAGUCCAAAAAUCGCCGUAAAUGGUCGUUGUUUGCUGCCAUACUGUCAUUUCCACCUAAAGGAUUCAGACUACCUCACUGCAAACAGACGCAACACAGAGCUGCAGAGUAUUCCUAAUGUGGACCCCAAUACCAGGGUUAUAGACUUCACUUCAGUGGGCAUUGGCACAUCGGUCCGCAGGGAAUUUGGUAUUGUUAAUCCCACAAACAAGCCUUAUUCUUUCAUAUGGAGAUGUGAGGACUCGAAAGGUGAUUCCCCUUUCGAAUGCUUAACACCAAACAUGUGCAUUCAGCCUGGAAAAGAAGUGAAGGUCUCAUUUGAGUACCGGGCUUUCGACUUGGAGCUGGUGGAAUCUUACUGGACCUUCUUAAUCCCCGAACACAAACUGUCAAUGCCCUUCCUCCUGGUGGGGACUUCUAAAGAGCCUGUAGUCUAUAUUGAUCGAGCUCAUCUCAAUCUGGGCAGCCUGCUUGUAGGUUUUGAAGCUCAUCACACUGUGUUUCUGGUGAACGGUGAGGAUCAGCCGUUCAAUUUCACUGUCCAGAAGAACUCCUGCCUCACUGAGGGCUUUCAAAACCAAUUGUUGUUGGAGCCCAUGGAGGGAACAGUUCCACCCAAAAAUAAGAUCCCAUUGAUUAUACGGUUCACUCCCACUCGUGAGGGAGAUGUAGCUUUUAAUUUGGUGUUGACGGUGCAGAAGAAGCUCCAGCCUCUGACAAUGAAUAUUAAAGGGGAGUGUUACAGACUAAAUGCUCACGUACAGUAUGAGAGCCCAGAGGGAUCCAUCAAAGAGCUCUCAGCGGACCAUAUUCACCCAGUGGACUUCAAACAGGUGGAGCUAAACGAUGAAUCCACAUGUACCUUUGUGGUGUCUAAUCCUGGGAAGUUCACACUGAAUGUUGAGUAUGAUUUGUCUGGGCCAGCAAUGCUUCAGCCCCACCUGCAGGUGAAACCUAAACUAGACACAGUGCCUGCUGGAGGACAGAGCUACUGCACCGUGACCUUCUGCCCUCAGCGGAAAUGUACUCUUAGGGAUUCAACAUUUUCCAUUAAGAUAGAGAAUGGCCCGACAUUCCGUUGUGCCUUAACGGGGUCUGCUUUGGUCCCAGAGUUAGAAUUUUCUUUUCUCAAGCACAACUUUGGAAUGCAUUUCAUAUAUUGCACUGGCAUGACACCUGCUACACACACACUGGUCAUUGGCAAUAGAAGUAACAGAGGAAUCAGUCUGGACUGCUUGUUUUCCAACACAUCCUUCCUGGAGGUAAGCUUCACCCCUCAAGUCCUUCCUCCCGGCGGUUCUGUGGAGGUGCUCUUCUCAUUCUACCCACGCAAAGCAGUUCGUUACCAAGAGAAAGUGGUUUUUGAGAUGAAUAAGUGUGCCAAACAAACAGUGGAGAUCCUUGGACAGGGGGUUGAGAUGCAGAUUAACUUAGAAGACCCGGGGCAUAAGGUAGUACAUUUUGGAGCCUUGCAGAUUGGCCAACAAAGUCGCAAAUUGGUCCCUCUGGUGAACAACAGCCACUGUCCUUUGACUUUUAGUCUCGUUCGCACAAACUCUAAUUACGUCCUCCAGGACCCCAGGGUCCUGUCAGUGAGUCCAGAAGGGCAGGUGACAUUGAAGGGUGCAGGUGGACGCUGCGUGCUGGAGCUUCUCUUCUCUCCUCAGCGGCGUAUUUCUCCUUUUACAGAGGAACUGCAGUUACAGUGUCUGGGUGCUGUGCGCCCCCUGCUGGUAAUGAAAGGUUGCUGUCAGGGAGUGGAGGUCAGUCUGGAUACAGACUACCUGCAGUUUGGAGCCGUGGUCCAGCGCUGCAAAGCCUCGCGUCGCAUUAUUAUGCAGAACACUGGGGACAUUGGGGCAAGAUUCAAAUGGGAUGUAAAGAGUUUUGCUCCAGACUUCAUUAUUUCCCCUGCUGAGGGCUAUAUUACACCUGGAAUGGAAGUGCCCCUUGAAGUGACCUUUGCCCCCGUCGAGUUAAGUCAAGAUUUGCGCUAUGAAGACCUUCGCUGUACUAUAGAGAGGAGCAAACCUGUAAAACUCACCCUGACUGGCUCCUGCAUUGUCCCACCAGUUGCAGCAGAGGUGUUGAAUUUUGUGUGUCAGGUGCGCAGUCAGUGCACUCAGUCCGUGGGUCUGUUCAAUCGGAUUAACCAGAGCGGGAUGCUGAAGUGUGUCAUAGAGGGAGAGCACUGGAGCGGGUUGCCCACUCUCCUCAUUGAUCCUCCUCAGCAGAACAACUAUGAGAUCACAUACAAGCCCUUAGUCAUGACUGCAGAAGGGGAGAGGCAUGAGGGCUCUGUGUUCUUCAGUUUUCCUGAUGGCACCGGAGUACUGUACAUAUUGCACGGCACAGCUGAGCCACCUAAAGCUGAAAGCACCAUCGUAGAAGAGAUACAAUGCAAAACCCACCACACACAGAUAUUGUCUGUGAAUAACUGGCUGCCCAGACUUCAACGGUUUCGUGCUGUUAUAGAGCUGAUCAAACCAGAUCGUUCAGAUGGCACUGUUUCCCUCAAAGGCCAGGAAUACAUUGACGUUCCACCACUGGAUAAGAAGAGCUACAAACUUUCCUUCUUCUCCUAUAAAGAGGGCCAGUACAUUGCCAAAGUGACGUUCAAGAAUGAGACAACGGGCGAGUAUUUAUUCUACAAUCUAAACUACAAAGCGACAGCCCCAGGAAUCAUCAGCACUAUAGAAAUGGCGACCCGGGUGAGGCAGACGGCCUCAGGGUUUGUGGAAUUGGAGAACCCUCUCCUAAUGGACUUGAAUUUUACUGUAGAGUGCCAGAAUCCAGAUAUUAAUGUGCUUGCAUCGGUCACCGUUUCUGGCCAGUCUAAGGGCACACUGACUUUUGGAUACCAGCCUCUAUGUAAGGGAGAGACCAAAGCCCGUCUGGUGUUGUACACUGCUGAACUCGGACACUUCUUUUACCAACUUCAACUGAAGGCAUUGCCUGCACCCCCCGAAAAGCCCCUCUAUUUCAGAGCCCCCCUCGGCAGCAGACACAGCAUCACAGCUAAAUUCACCAACUACUCUCGGGUCAAGACCGAAUACAUUUGCAAGGUGGACAGCCCGAACUUUAUUGUGGAAAAGGCCAUUAAAACGGCAGCAGGGAACCAAGCUGGCACAGAAGUCAGAGUGGUGGUCCAUUUUGAACCCUGCCAGCUGGGAGAGAUUCAUAGCCUUCUUACCAUUUCCUCUGAGCUUGGAGGGGAGUAUGUCUUCCCUCUUUAUGGCACAUGCACCCCACCCAAAGCUCAGGGCCCCCUCGCCAUCAGCUCAGGUUCCAGUGUCUCAAUUUCCUUUAAGAAUGUCUUUCAACAGAACACAACCUUUUCCUUUUUGGUGGAUAAUCCUGUCUUUACUGUUAAGGGUACAGAGACUAUUUUGCCCCAGAAGACCCAGAACAUCCAAGUUAGUUUUGAGGGCCCUCCAUCAGGCACCAAGGGCCCAUGUCAUGGAAAGCUAACAAUUUCAUGCCCACGGAUGGAGGCCCAUGGACAGGGUAUCUUUUGGGUUUACUAUUUAAAAGGUUAUUGUCCAGAUCUACCUUCAGAGAAAAAAACAAUAUAGCUGUAGGGGAUUAGUAGAGAUCCAUGCGGUUCUCUGGAUAAAGGCUUUUAUUGCAAUGAUAUUUGAAAAAAAUAUAUAUAUAUUGUUUCUCUGUCAGUACAUUUGUUUUAAGUUAC
Molecule: messenger RNA, 14380 nt
Organism: Paramisgurnus dabryanus
Lineage: Eukaryota; Metazoa; Chordata; Actinopteri; Cypriniformes; Cobitidae
Source: RefSeq, a predicted model, not a curated record